Coregonus clupeaformis (lake whitefish) is the source of this 2454-nucleotide messenger RNA. RefSeq names its product homeobox protein vent1-like. The record is from RefSeq and is a predicted model, not a curated record. Gene Ontology annotation, cellular component: nucleus. Gene Ontology annotation, molecular function: DNA-binding transcription factor activity, RNA polymerase II-specific; sequence-specific double-stranded DNA binding. NCBI's taxonomy places the organism in Eukaryota, Metazoa, Chordata, Actinopteri, Salmoniformes, Salmonidae. The transcript is spliced from 3 exons. The coding region runs from base 668 to 1486 and encodes 272 amino acids. Gene Ontology annotation, biological process: regulation of transcription by RNA polymerase II.
GUUCUCCUAUGGGGACAGCCGAAUAACCAUUUUAGGUUCUAGUUGCACCUUUUUUUCUAAGAGUGUACAGCUAUAGACAUUGACUUGUGUUGCAGCAUGAUGUUACAAGUUUAGUCAUGUUUAGGUUUCUGUUUUACUAGGUCUGUGGCAAAGCCUGUUAUCUUGAUUAGAAAGUGGUUUUAAUUGGUUUGCUGUUUUCAGUGUGAUCUUAUUCGUUCUGGAAUAGGCUCAACUUAAAUGUCAAGUCAUUGUAGGCCUAUAUGCGUCAACAUAUCAUAACCUUAGAACUCUGAUGCAUAGGUGGACUCUCUCCAUGUGUUGUUUCCAUAUAUUUUCAGCUGGGGUGGACAAAUGUAACACAUCUGGGCAAACACUGGUUGAAUAAACGUUGUUUUCCUCGUUGAUUUCACAUUAGUCGACAACUCAACCAAAUGUCAAUCAAAACUAGUCGUUGAACUGAUAUCUGUGCCCAGUGAGAUGAGCUCAGCUGGUUCUCACAGACUUGGUGGCUCUAGGCUUCAAUAAGGACCCAUUAGGACCUAAUCAUUGGGAAUCGAUCAGGCGUUAACGCACUUUUGCAAAUGCAAAUCUUGGAGAGGGCCGGGCCUAUAUAUGGAGGGCCAUAUCACUAUAUGCUCUGACCCUCCUCGGAUAGUUUGCUGAGCUCAUGGAAGCAAACAUGGUCAAUAACUUCUCUGUAGACUGGUUGGCGAAGAGCCAUCACGACACCAACCCGAAAGAAGGACCUGUGGACACUGGACAUGUGCAUACUAUGCUAACCCACUUCAAACCCCAUGUUCCUUGCAUGGUCCAGCCUCGACCUCCAACCUCUUCUAACAAGGUCUACCUCCAGCCAAAGCCAAAGACCACAAGGUUUGAAUUGACGAAUUCCACUGAAAAACCAAAGAAUCAGGAAUCCAGGUUGAGCUCACCUCUGCAUCCGACAAGCUGCUCUUCCCCAAGUCUUUCAGAAAACAGUGGGUACUCCUCGGCGUAUGAUAGUGAGGCUGCCUUCUCGGAAUGUCCCUCGGUGGAAGAGGGGAGCGAGGGAGAGAGAGACGGAGCCCAACGACGUGUACGUACUAGGUUCACACCGUCGCAGAUUGAAAAGUUGGAAAAGAUAUACAACAAGCACAAGUAUUCAGAUGCUGGAAAUCGAGUCAAAACGGCACUGAAGUUGAACCUCUCUGAAACUCAGGUGAGAACUUGGUUUCAGAAUAGGAGGAUGAAACAGAAACAGGAACUCCAAGACUUGCGCGCUGAGUACCUCGCUCCCGCCCAGUCUCCGAUGACGUUCCAGCCCAUGCGCCCAUUUCAGUACCACAGCUUCGGUGGACAGCACCUACCAUACACCCCUGCCAACCACGCGAUGUAUCCGCCCAUGGUGCAACAGAUGGUUUCUUAUCAUCAGCACCCCCACCCAACGAUGUCCAACGCAUAUUUUUACUAUAUUAAUUACAUAUUAAGACUAUACGCUACAGACUGAACUUUCGACUCAAACACUUACAAAUCCAUCUUUUAUCUUGGAUGGGAUUUUUGUAAAUAAUUUGUUUAAAGGUGUGCAGAGAUUAAAGUCUAUUUAUCAUUCAAGAAUAUCUUAUAUCACAACAUUUCUUUUUUAUUUAGUUUUAUUCGUAUGUAAUGUUACAACACUGCAUAACAACUUCCAGCUGAACAAUUAGCUUAUGCACAACAGUUUUGUGGUUUGACAGUAUGUAAAUCAGCAAUCUUCUCUGUAAGGGCAUGGGCAUAUUAGCGUAAUUUAAUUCUGAUAAGUGUAAGAUUAAUCAAACCAAAAUCAAAGUUUAUUGUUCUCAUACACAGAUUUGCAGAUGCUAACUCAGGUGCAGCGCCAACAGUGCAGUAAUGUGCUACCUAGCAAUUAUAGGUAUUUUUCCAGUACAUAUAUUAUAAAAGCAGAAUCAUUAUGGGUUUAAAAGAGGAUUAGUGACUACACCUGUCUGAUGUAUGAAACAUAUUUUGAAACAUGAUGUAUGAAACAUAUUAUGAAACAUGUUUUGUAAUCCAGAUGCAUGACUGGACAACCACAUUGUGACUGCAGUAAUUUACAUUGACAUUUUAGUCAUUUAGCAGACGCUCUUAUCCAGAGCGACUUUACAGUUAGUGAGUGCAUACAUUUAUUUUUAUUUUUAUCAAUGUACUAUAUAAUUAUCAUCAGGUGUGUAUGUAUAUUAUUUUUAAAGGAACUGUCUUUAUCACGCCACCAAUAGAGUCAGGCAAGAGGACGGGAAACCAAGCAGACAUGGGCAUAGACAGGAAAGAGGCUAGACAAGAAACGAUAGUGGCUCAAGGUCAACACAAAUAGCACUAUAACAGUAAUCCAAAUGCAAUCUAUGCAUAUCUACACCGGAUGAAUUGACACAAAAUAUACUAAGAAUGAUAUGUACAGCAGUAGAUAUAUGAAAUCAAACCAAAUCCAAAUGUAUUGGUCAC